Molecule: messenger RNA, 2938 nt
Organism: Terrapene triunguis (Three-toed box turtle)
Lineage: Eukaryota; Metazoa; Chordata; Testudines; Emydidae
Product: scavenger receptor cysteine-rich type 1 protein M130-like
Exons: 16
Cellular component (GO): membrane
Source: RefSeq, a predicted model, not a curated record
AUGAGAACUUCGGACUUUGUUUUAGUCCCGAGCACCUUUGGACUUGUGUGGAGAAAGCGCUACAUCAGCAACAGUUCCAAUGAGGGCCAUUUGACUCAACUGUUGAUGGAUAUGCCAGAAACCAACCCCGAAACCCAACUGCUUGUGGGGCAGAUUGACGAGCGUGAUGGCUUCUCCUUGUCCACGUCUAUGGAGGAAGGUGACCUCGGCUUGGGGGAGUCACCAGUGGAGAAGGUGAAUGGAAAAGACAUCACUCAGGACAUAGCAGGUGCUGAGGAGCUGAGGCUGGUGGAUGGAGGCAGCCCCUGUGCCGGGAGAGUGGAGGUUAAACACCAGGAUCAGUGGGGGACGGUGUGCGAUGAUGGCUGGGACAUGGCAGAUGCUGGGGUUGUCUGUAAGCACCUGGGAUGUGGAGAUGCUGUCAGUGCCCCUGGCUCAGCUCAUUUUGGAGCAGGAUCUGGAAAAAUUUGGCUGGUUAAUGUUGCCUGUCGUGGUACCGAGUCUGCUCUCUGGCACUGCGGGAACGUGAGACGGGAAGUGUUUUCCUGCAGUCAUGGAGAGGAUGCUGGAGUGACCUGUUCAGUCACCCAGUUACCUCAGUUGCCAGAGGCUCCUAGGUCUCCUCCACAGUCCCCCUUUGGCUGGGGAGACAGUGCUUACUCCCUGCUGGCUGCCUCGGCUGGCAGGCUAGUGACCCUUCCCCUCAGCUUCGAGGGCAAGGCACUUCUCCUCAAAGCGGGCUACUGCCUGAGAGAGGAUGUAGUGCCAUUGGGGUCGGUUGGUGGCUUGCUCUUCCCAGCUUGUGAUGUCCACCCUCCUGGCCCCGGGCCUCUGACCAGGCUCUCGGUGGCUCCUCCAAAACUUCCCCCGGAGGAGCUUUACCAGGGCCUGCUGCUCCUCCGCCAGCUGGCCCAACUGUUCAUGGAGGGCCCAAUGCACCUCCCAGAGUCCCUGUUGGGACACAUUAAGCCUCGGCUGGUUGCAGGGGACAGUGCCUGCUCAGGACGUGUGGAGAUAAUACAUGGAAACACAUGGACCACAGUCUGUGAUGCACACUUUGAUCUCAAAGUUGCCAACGUUAUCUGUAAUGAACUUCAGUGUGGAAUAGCUGCAUCUAUCCCAGGAGGAGCUCACUUUGGAGAAGGACAAGGAAAGAUCUUGACUGAAGAAUUCCAGUGUGUGGGGAAUGAGUCUCUCCUGCUCUCCUGUCCCAGGAAAUCACAAGAAAAUCAGACGUGCUCACACACAAAUGAUGCUAGUGCCAUAUGCUCACGGUACACAGGGUUCCGGCUGGUGAACGGCAGCAUAGCGUGCUCAGGGAGGGUGGAGAUCCAGGUUCUUGGUGCCUGGGGAACCCUCUGUGAUUCACGCUGGGAUUUACUGGAUGCCAACGUUCUCUGUCAUCAGCUCGACUGUGGGUUCGCUGUAUCGGCUCCGGGAGGAGGGUAUUUUGGGAAGGGAAAUGGCUCUGUCUGGACAGACACAUUUUACUGCAAAGGGACUGAACCUCAUUUGGGCCAUUGCCCUGUUACUGCCCUGGGAGCCUCUCAGUGCUCACAUGACAAUGAUGCCAGUGUGAUUUGCUCAGAAGACCUGUUUGAAAAUGUUCAAGUUUUCCAACUGGGAUCUAUCCCUGCAGGGAGCAGGUGGAUCAGACUGGUGAAUGGGGCAGGUCGCUGUGCCGGGAGAGUGGAGAUUUAUUACAAUGGCAGCUGGGGGACAGUCUGUGAUGAUUCCUGGGACCUGCCAGACUCCAAUGUCGUUUGCAAACAACUGGGAUGUGGACAUGCCAUCAAUGCAACUGUCUCUGCUCAUUAUGGGCAAGGAUCCGGGCAGAUCUGGCUGGAUGAUAUGAACUGUUCUGGGAACGAAUCUGAUCUCUGGACGUGUCCUUCCAGGGGCUGGGGCCAGCACAACUGCAGACACAAAGAGGACGCGGGAGUUCUUUGCUCAGAGUUCACAGAUCUGAGGCUGGUGAGCGACAGUGACUGUGCUGGGCGACUGGAGGUUUUCUACAAUGGGACGUGGGGCAGUGUUUGCUACAAUCAGAUGUCUGGAGUCACCCCAGCAAUUGUCUGCAAACAGCUGAACUGUGGAGAUGGAGGGCAGAUGGCAAGAGACUUGGAAUAUGGAGCAGGUUCUGGUCCCACGUGGCUGGACCAUGUUACAUGCAGUGAGCAGCACAGCUCCCUCUGGCAGUGCCCGUCAGAGCCCUGGAAUCCAAAGUCAUGUGAUAACCGAGCAGAAGAGACCCAUAUUUCUUGCACUGACCAGGAGAAGUUACGUGUCAUGGGUGGAGAGGACAGAUGCUCGGGGAGAGUGGAGGUUUGGUACCGUGGCUCCUGGGGAACAGUUUGUGAUGAUUCCUGGAACAUGGCAGAUGCUAACGUUGUGUGUAAACAACUGGGCUGUGGAUCUGCUGUAUCUGCCCUGGGCGAGGCUGCAUUCGGUGAGGGCACGGGUCCCAUCUGGGUGGAGAAGUUGAAUUGCAGAGGGACAGAGUCAUCUCUCUGGGACUGUCCUGCCACGCCCUGGGGUGAGAGUAACUGUGACCAUAAGGAAGAUGCUGUCGUGAAUUGCGCAGGUCUGACAGAGAGGACAGAUUCUCCGAAUACCCCAGCUCCUCCGCGCCGCCCUCUGACCGACAGUGGGAGAGUCACGGUGCCCAUGAUCGUCUGCAUUAUCCUGGGGGCCCUGCUCUGCCUGGUCUUAAUCAUCCUGGGGGCGCAGGUGCGAAGUGCCAGGGCACAGCGCAGAGGCUCCAGAAGACCUUUGGAUCCCUUCUCUGAGGCCGUGUACGAGGAGAUUGAUUAUAACCUGAUGAGAGAAAAGCAGGAGAUGUUCAGUCGCUCAGUCUCCUAUUCAGAUGACUCAGUGACGAAGCUGCAAUAUUACACCGGGGACAGCGAGGGGGAAAACGAUCCCGGAUCAGAACAAG